ACAUUACUGAGCAUUCUUUUCAAUCUGGGUCAGUGAUCUAGUGUAAGGGGAAAAAAGGGAAUAGCCUUAUCAUGUGACUCAUGGAUUGGAUUUGAUCCAGCAGCCAUAACCUCUGACCUGUGUGACAAGCAGCAAGCUAUAAACUUUGUAACCAGGAGGAAAGGCUUGUAGUUGUUGCUGAACAUUCAGGGAGAAUGCUGCUCAAACUGAGCUAAGGUCUUUAUAAUAAAAGCAAUAUCAGCAGGUGCAGCUGCAUGCCUUCUGGAAUUUGUAUAUGAUUGCUCUGACAGGUUUCUGAGAUUGUGGAAUAAAAUAAUAUAUAACCAAGCAGAUGCAUUGGAACCCACAGGCCUGACAGAUGUCUGGAAAAUGCUGGAGCCAGUUCAUAUUAUAUUUCCCGUGAUGGAUAAUGAGUCCAUCAAACCUCCAGAGAACCCAAUGAAGGACACUAGUCCAAAAAUGUUUGAAAUUGUUGAAUCACCAAUUCAGCUCCACAUAUCUUGUGAAAAUUCAGACAUAAAAGACAUUGAGAUCACUUCGGACAUGCUGAAUCCUAAAACAGAAAUUAUCCGUAGAAAAUCACAAAAAAUUCACCACCUUGUUGUAACAGUUCCUCCAAAUGAAGAAGAAGGAAAUUAUAUUACUCCUUUCCAAUUUGACAGGUUAGCUCCUGCCAGGAUUUCUACGAGUCCAACUCUAAGGAGGCUAAGGAAAAGCACACCUGGCUAUUUUACGCCAUUGCAAGAUAUUUUCGAUGUCUCCAAGUUCCCGACUCACAAAGAGCAAUGUGAGUUGGAAGGUUCUCCAGGAGAUGUUUGUGAAACUCCACCAUGGAGUUCUAAAUACCCAGACUCUAUCACACCACCUUCUUGUGACAGCCCAUUAUUAUCUAGUUCUGUGAACAAUGUAUCCAGUGUUCCCCAAAAUCAAGCUGAAUAUGUCAGUGAAAUUCCUUCAGAUGAACAGGUUUCAAAAACCAAACAAACAGAAAAUGAAAAUUUGCAAAUGACCUCAGAGAAGGAGAGUACUGAUACUUUGCCACCAGAAGACCCAUCUGACCCUGAAAAUGUGAACAGCUGUCAUCAGAUGAAACAGUUUCGCCAGUCACGGAGCUACGAACGAAGACGCAGUUCUGUGGUUCUCAGCUUACCUGGGCUGGAGGUGUUUCCGGGGGACCUUCUGGUGUCUGAUGGAGCCUCGGAUUACAUGUAUCAUACAUCCUUGUUUCCAAACACAGAUAUCAAGAAAUCAAAGUGGCCUUUUUCCAAGAAGGGAUCUCAAUUUAGAGGAAAACAGAAGCAAAUGUCUGAUUUGGAGAACUGUUUGUCGUCUGUCAAGAUUCCUGAUUUUAGUGAAUACGAGUUCUACAGUUUGAAGGAUAAAACCUGGACUGAAUUCGUAAGCAUGAGGGCUCUGGUUAGAAGGGAUAACCAGUGCCAUACAGUCCGAAGAUUUCAGGAAUCUGUCUGGGAACUCUUUACAUCAGAGUGUACCUACUUUUUAGAUCAUCUGCUUGUUCUCAAAAUGGUGUUUUUGAACACUCUUAAAUACCUGCAGAGUCAUGAUCACCUAAUGGAUGUGGAAUCUGCACGACUGUUUGCUAAUCUGGAGGAACUGAGCCAGGAAAGCCUAAACUUUGCCACUUGCUUGCUCCGGAAUAUUGAGAACCGAGAAUUAGGAGCUACAAAUACAGUCUGUUUGCCCCUAGCAGAAUUACUAAGCAAGUAUUUCAAAGAAAGCCUUUGCCUUACCCACCAGAUAUAUUGUCUCAAUUACACAUCUGCUGUCGUUUACCUGGAGAACAUUAAGCAAAGAGAUGAUUUUUCAGCAUAUCAAAAAUGGUGUGAACAGCAGGAACAUUGCAAAAGGCUACACCUCUCUGACUUGCUGGUGGCUCCAUUACACCGACUGACACGGUACCCAUUAAUCCUGAAGAACAUAUGGAAGAGAAGCACUGAUCCAAAUGAAAAACUCUCCAUCUAUUCCAUGAAGGAAAGAGUGGAAAACUCCCUACGAGACCUGGAGGGCAGUGUGAAAUGGUUGGAUAAGUCUCAGAAAUUCAAACAACUUCAGGAAGUUAUCACCUGGCCUUUUUUGUGGGAGAGAGAUAAAAGAUUUUUUGUCCCCGAGGGCUUCAAACAUGUUUUCAAGGAAACCAACGUAGAGAAGAUGUUGUCCCAUCCCAGCAGACACCUUCUCCAUGAGGGAAGAUUGCUUCUGACUGAAAGCACACGCAAUGUGGAUGUAUACAUGUUUCUUUUUGAUGAUUUUCUGCUAAUAACAAAAAUCAAGAGAAAUAAAAGAAAAUCAACCCAUUUUGAAAUGUACUCAUCCUUACACCCCGAGUUACAGUCGGUGAUAAAAGAUGGUGGACACUGCAAAGUUCUCGAUCAACCAAUCCCACUUGACAGACUCAGCCUGAAAAGUAUUGAUCAGUUUCACGUCACAGUUUAUGGCAUGAGAAAUGCCUUCCUGAUUCAGCAUGAGAACCGAUACCAGCAGUGCAUCGCUGCCUUCAUUUUACAAGCUCCAACCGAAUCCGCUAAGAAAAUGUGGAUGUCUCAAAUAGAAGCUGCCAUUUCUUCAUACACAGAGGCCUAUGAAACAAAAAGGAUGUCUUUAUUAUGUCAACCAUCUGAAUCAGCUGAAAUAUAGUGGGGAAAUGUAACACUAACAGUUAACACUAAUACAACUUCCUUUAAUUUAAUGUAUAGUCUAUUGCCCAACAAUGUACAAUAUUUGUAAUAUAUUUUUGAAGUAGCAUACUUUAGUUUAAAAACAUAGUACUAAUGAAUAUUUUGGUUUGUUUCUAACAUCGUUUUCAAUAAAAGUUUGAAAAAGAA
Molecule: messenger RNA, 2843 nt
Organism: Pelobates fuscus (common spadefoot toad)
Lineage: Eukaryota; Metazoa; Chordata; Amphibia; Anura; Pelobatidae
Gene: PLEKHG7
Product: pleckstrin homology and RhoGEF domain containing G7
Exons: 17
Coding region: 370-2655 (761 amino acids)
Biological process (GO): Rho protein signal transduction
Molecular function (GO): guanyl-nucleotide exchange factor activity
Source: RefSeq, a predicted model, not a curated record